GCCAACUUAAAGACAUUGAUUUAAGUUCAAUUUCGGUUUACUUGGAUAAAUGUCGAAUAACUUUAUUUAUUGAAUUUCUUGCGAUAAUUAUUUUAGUCGAAGUGUUUUAAGGAAAGUAAAAAGGUUUAGCAAACUAGUGCUUCAACCGUUCUCAACAAGUGCUCGAAAUGGAAGCAUUUCAUAAGCUUCAACCAGAAAGGAAAAAUGACGCCGAUAGUUCGCAGGAUCAAAUUGAAUUAAACUCAAGCGUCGAGAUGCGUUCACCUUCCCCAGUCUUUAAUAUUCAACCGCGGAAACUGCGUUUUGCAUCUCCACAUAUUGAUGAAGAACAACAUAAACGUUCCAGCCUAAUACAGACACGCUCAUCUGCAGCUGUUCCGGUAUCAGUUUCUCCUCCAUACCGUAAGGUGCGAGCACUGAGACUUUUUGACACCCCCGCCACUCCAAAAACUAUUCUUCAAAAAUCAAGAAAUCAUCUGUCUGGAGCGGUGGCGGCAGACGGUGCAACUAAAAACGAAAUAAUUGAGCGACCAAGAUCGCUGCCGUUACACAAUCGAGUUUUAGACAAUUUUCAACCUCAAACAGCGAAUGUUAAUCCUUUUACACCUGAUAGCUUUUUAGCGCGAAACAAAAAACGUUGCCGAACUCAAUUUGGACGAGAUAAUUUAAGCAAUCAGUCGGUGCAAAUGUUUUUAAACAGCGAGGAUGAUGAUGAAAUAGAUAAUGAAGGAGAUGGAAAUACGGAAGUGCUGCAAGCACCUAAGAGACUAGCUUUACAAGAUACUAACAUCAGUCGUUACCAAAAGGAAUUUUUAGAAAUUUCACUAAUAGGAAUAGGAGAAUUCGGUUUAGUUUAUCAAUGCCUUAAUCGAUUGGAUGGUUGUAUAUAUGCCAUUAAAAAAAGCAUAAAGCCAGUGGCAGGCAGUUUCUUUGAAAAACGAGCUUUGAACGAAGUAUGGGCACAUGCGGUUUUGGGUAAACAUGACAAUGUAGUACGGUACUACUCUGCUUGGGCAGAAGAUAAUCAUAUGCUUAUACAGAAUGAAUAUUGUAAUGGGGGCAGUUUACAAUCUCUUAUUCAAAAACGUUUUCUUGUUGAAUCCGAAUUAAAAAUCCUCUUACUUCAUGUGGCAGAAGGUUUGCGUUAUAUACAUUCUAAUGAUUUGGUUCAUAUGGACUUGAAGUCGGGUAAUAUUUUCCUCACUAAAAUGCCCUCAUUACAUAAAUCCACUUCACUUCCGCUGACAAAAGAGUAUUAUGAAGAUGGCAUGGAUGGAAUAUAUGAAGAGCUCGGCAAUACAGAAUGUAUUACAACAUAUAAAAUUGGUGAUCUUGGUCAUGUGACAUCAAUAAAAGAGCCAAAUGUUGAAGAAGGCGAUUGUCGUUAUCUACCCUACGAAAUACUUCAGGAAAAAUUUAGUGAUCUCUUUAAAGCAGAUAUAUUUUCACUUGGUAUGACAUUAUAUGAAGCUGCAGGCGGUGGGCCUUUACCUAAAAAUGGACCGAUGUGGCAGAAACUUCGUAACGGUGAGGUGCCAAAUAUACCUACAUUAAGUGCAGAAUUCAAUGAGCUCAUCAAACUUAUGACACAUCCGGAUCCGGAACAACGCCCAUCUUCCACAUCUAUUUUUAAUCAUCCUAUACUGAGCUCGAUGGAAUCGAAGUCUAAAUCCCAACUCAAUCAAGAGUUGAACAUUGAAAAAAGAAAGAAUGAGAUAUUGCUGCGAAAGUUGCGUGAAGCUAAAAAGCUGAUCAAGCAAUAUGAACAAAAUGAUAGAGUUAAUCAAUCCCCAAUGGAACAACGUUGUUUACGAUCAUAUUCACGGAAGAAACGCACAUCUUGCAUCGGUUCUAAAGUAGAUGGACUGCGUGAUCGCAACAAAAAUGUUAUUAACAAAUUAAAUUAUUGACUUAUUCAGUGAAUGCUGCCAACAUUUGAAGUUUUAACACGAAUUUUAUCCAUUGUCUUUAUUAUUUAAUCUAUGAACACACUGUAAAUAAAAAAAAUAUAUAAUAUAUAUGUAUGUAUGUAUGUACGAUCAACUGUA
This is a messenger RNA of Anastrepha obliqua, 2048 nucleotides long. It is a transcript of the gene Wee1, whose product is annotated as wee1-like protein kinase. Gene Ontology annotation, biological process: mitotic cell cycle; protein phosphorylation. Bases 168 to 1910 code for a protein of 580 amino acids. Gene Ontology annotation, molecular function: non-membrane spanning protein tyrosine kinase activity; ATP binding; magnesium ion binding. The transcript is spliced from 6 exons. Gene Ontology annotation, cellular component: nucleus. NCBI's taxonomy places the organism in Eukaryota, Metazoa, Arthropoda, Insecta, Diptera, Tephritidae. The record is from RefSeq and is a predicted model, not a curated record.